This is a messenger RNA of Acanthopagrus latus (yellowfin seabream), 7882 nucleotides long. It is a transcript of the gene negr1, whose product is annotated as neuronal growth regulator 1. Lineage: Eukaryota; Metazoa; Chordata; Actinopteri; Spariformes; Sparidae. Gene Ontology annotation, cellular component: neuron projection. The record is from RefSeq and is a predicted model, not a curated record. The coding region runs from base 416 to 1495 and encodes 359 amino acids. The transcript has 8 exons.
AAUUGAUCCCGGGCUGUACCAAUAUCUAAUCAAUAUCUACCGGUUUCACCGCUCCAUCACGAGCCACUGGGAACGGGUUGCCCGGGAAACGGCCGCAUGGCAACAGGAUCAGAGCCUGGGGGUUGUCUGCUUCUAGGUCUGCUCCCAUUUUACAUCGCAUUUCCUCACUAGAUGGUGUGCAAGCCACUGGAGAGUACACGUCCCCGCACUCUACAUCCAGCAAAACAAACCUGGGAAACUAUACGACGGACCAUUUCUGUGCGGGGCUCCGAGGAGGAAAAGUGUGGAGAUAAAGCGUCGCUCGCGUCAAAGGCUUUACUGUGUUUCUUUUUUGUAAGCCACGCUGCUUGUGUUUUUUUUUGUGGGGGGCCAACGAGAAGACUUGGGUGAAAAGCGGCAACAACACACAGCUGUGAUGGACAUAAUGAUCGCGGUGCAGGAUGCUUGUGUCUCUGGUCAGUGGCUAACUGCGAUAAUUCUCAGCCUAUGCUGCUUCCUGCCGUCCUGUUUGCCCGCCGGUCAAACUGUGGACUAUUCCUCGGUGGAGAGUGUGGUCAGCAGACAGGGCGACACGGCGAUACUGAGGUGCUACCUGUUGGAUGGGAUCUCGAAAGGAGCCUGGCUGAACCGCUCAAGCAUCAUUUUCGCAGGGAAUGACAAGUGGUCUGUUGACCCACGUGUGUCCAUUGUGUCCAGCGUUGGAGACAAACAUGAGUACAGCCUUCAGAUACAGAAAGUGGAUGUAACUGACGACGGCCAGUACACAUGCUCCAUUCAGAGUGAGCGCAACCCACGGCCAAAGCUCCUCAACCUUAUUGUUAAAGUUCCUCCAAAGAUAUACGACAUUUCCUCUGACAUCACAGUAAACGAGGGCAGCAACGUGUCGCUCAUCUGCUCAGCCAGUGGGAAACCCGAGCCGACCAUUUACUGGAGACACAUAACCCCAUUAGCCAGGAAGUAUGACAGUGGCGAAUAUCUUAACAUCACCGGCAUCACAAGGGACCAGGCUGGAGACUACGAAUGCAGCGCUUUAAAUGACAUCGCCUCUCCUGACACCAAAACCGUAAAAGUCACAGUCAACUUUGCUCCGAGCAUCCACGAGAUGAAAAGCCACGGAGUCGUUCCGGGACGCACAGCUCUGCUAAGGUGCGAGGCUGCUGCUGUACCUUCUCCGACAUUCGAGUGGUUCAAGGGCGAGAAAAGGAUUAUCAAGGGUCAAGGCGUCGACAUCAAGAGCCUCAGCUCCAGAUCAGUCCUCACAGUGACCAACAUGACAGAGGAUCGUUACGGGAACUACACAUGUGUCGCCUCCAACAAGCUAGGGACGGCUAAUGCCAGUGUGCCUCUCAUUCCAAUUAUUGAACCCACCACCACUAGUGCUGUCUCAAGCCCAGCGCCCAACACUGCACCCUAUGGGAGCACAGGAAGCGCAUACGUCCCGCUGGCCUGCCGAUACCUGGUCCUGGCUCUCUCCUCCUUCAUCAGCGUGUACUAGCAGAGGCCAGCCCAGACACAAUGACUGUGGAGAGCAUUUAUGAAUCCUUUUUGACAUUGCUGAUGGCUGGAAUCACAUCUGGUACAGUUUGUUGAAAAGCCGUUAUGGGGGAAAAUAAUCAGCGUUACUUUGUGUGGGGAACCUUUUUUUCUCUCUCUCUCUCUCUCUCUCUCUCUCUCUCUUUCUCUCUCUCUCUUUGCUUUUUGGUGAAAUUUUAUGUCAUGUAAAUACUAUGAUGUUUUUUUUAAUUAUUAUUAUUUCUUUCUUUUCUCAUUGAUUGACCUUGUGAAUCAGUGCUCAGCCCCUCCCCUGCCGCACCCCCCCCACUCCACCUCCACUCAUAUCAGAAAGCUCCCAAACUUCCCAAAUGAGUUACACUUUUAUGCCUCUUUCUCUGGGAGGCAAAGGCGCAAAAUUGACAUUUUCAUCAGUUUUUGUACAUGGCUAAAAAGACGCAAAUGUGCCAAGUCUCUCAGUACACACACAAUUACCAUACCAAUGUUGUAAUGAAUGUAUUAUGGGUUGUUGAACAAAGGAAAGACAUUUAGAUUCCUAAUAAUACAAAUUCAGAUUAUGGAGUGUGCUUAAAAAAAAAAAAACUCAGAAAAAAAAACAAAAGAACAUAAAAGGCAGGGCUUUUUCAGGACCUGUAUUGUCAUGAUUACUCAAUAGAUGGAUGAACAGUGUUGAAGGUGUGCUUUGUUGUAUUCUGAAAUGGGUCCUUCAGUUACUAUGCCUGCCUCACAGAUUUGAUCAGGCAGCCGUCAAAGUAGCAAAGUAUACUGUAUCGUAUCUUUAUAUUUUAAUAUAGUGUAGGCUUUUGUUUCAAGUGGGACCAGCUUUUCUCAUUCGACCAAGAACAUUAACACAGUCCAUGACCUUUGUACAGUAUUGAGGGAGGAACAUCGCUGCCCUUUGUUUACAUUUUUCUUGAAAAUAUAAAUACUACAGUAUAUCCAUGUUUUUUUUCUUUCAGUGAGUCCACAUACGCGAAUGUCGCAAUGAACCGUUGCAGUCGAGAGGAAAAAAGCAGAGCCCAAGAUCAACUGUUUUUAGCUUGUCUCUUAAAGACUGCACUUCUUUCAAACAUGCCGCAUCCAGUGGGCAUCUGAGCAAAGGGUUUGUCUCUGAUCGUGUUGCGUACCUACAGCACUGAUCAUAAGAAAACCCACAGCUGCACACUGUAGAUGGCUUGAAGUUUCUGGCUUCAACUGUUGGCAUGCUUCUUGGAUAGUGGAUUCUGAGAAAGCAGCGCUCUGCAUUGUAUUGGCCUGUUUUCCCUCACAGAAAACUCAGUUCUUAACUGUAUCACAGUCUUCUUAACAGUAAAUAUAGCUUCUCCAUUGUGCCGCUUAACAGAUAAAGGAAGUCAAAGAGAGCCAAAUGCCGUGUAACUUAAGAUUUUGCGAAAAGAGAGUAGCAAAUGAAACCUGCUUUGGCUCCGUCCUUCUCACGUUAAUAAUGACCAACAGAACACGAAGUAAAGCUCAUGAACAGGCUCAUCACUACAAACAUGGUCUAAGGUGCUAGCAGCUCCUCCGAGACAAGUCCGGUUUAUUGUCCAUGGGGCCGGUGAACGUCCAGCAGAGUUGAGAAUAAAUUGAACCAUGAGGUUGUUUAAUAUAUCAUUAUAUAUAUCUGUACAAUGUGGCUUUUCUGUUCUCCAAAAUCAACCAUAUCAAGGCUCCAAAAAAUGACGUUACUGUAAAGGUUUAAUUUUUUGACAUGUUUGGCAUAUUCACCAACCCAUGGUGUAAACAGAGAUACUGUACUGUAAUGCCUUAAUAGUACCAUAAACAUUAAACGAACCUCCUUUAAAAAAAAGACACUUCCAGACAAUAAGAUAGAGCUCAUUUGUUGACAUUGCUGAUUAUUGAAUGUUCAUGAACAUAUAGCCGACUUAACUUACAAAAUUAGGCAUUAUAUUCAGUACAAAAAACAAACGAUUAUCAACCUUCCGUUUGGCUCUCGCAGGUAUUUUCAAGUAAGCCAGUUGCAUCCGAUGAAAAUGCAGUAUUUGUCGUACAGGUUAUCAUGUUUGAAACUCUUUUUUGGAUUUGGAUGGAUGUUAUAUUUUGUCCCGCCAUUCGAGGGGACUGACGGUACCCAAGUCCACACAGUAUCUUCACAUGAACUUGUAACUGCAAACCUAUAGAGAAAUAGCCAUCGCAGUUAAAAGACUUAAAGCACAAACAAUGUUAUUACUUUUUACGUUUCGUGAUGAUUUGUUUUAAAGGUCUGCUGAACAUUAUUUUUUUUCUUUUAUUGUUUGUACUGAAAUUGUUAUCAGCUUGUUUUACAAAUUAUGAAAAUACUGCACCAUAUGAUCUUGUUUAAAUGUUAAGGUAUAAUGAAAAAUGGGUCAGAAGUAUAUUUAUUCUCUUCCUUUAUGAAAACAAUGUAUAAAAAAAAAAAUAGAUUUGAAACAUGUAAAACUGGAUAUGUGACAUUUAUUUGAAUGAGGCACAGUAUGGCAUAGUUUAUAAUGUUGUCGGGUUCAUUUUAGAUGCCAUAACUGUUGUUGAUUUUUUGUCGGACGAGUACAUUAAAAUGAACAAUGUUUGCAAUCAAAUUACCUACUUUUUGAAAAAGAGAGGGUGUGAACCAAUAUAACAGUAUUAUAGAACAGAAUCAAUGUGUGUAUAUUUGGAGAAAAUAGGAUACCUUUUGAUCUGUAGAGCCAGUGUGUAGUCAUAGUUUUCACACACUCGCGUGUUUGACGAUGUGCAGAGAGUAUGGUUGUGCUGCAUGUCAAAGUUAACCUGUGUUUUUUGAGGUGGCCAUUUUACAGAUAUUCACACUUUUUAUGAAUGGAACCAGUUUCUUUUAUUCCCGUUUGGUUCUUAAAUCUGGUCUAAGAAUACAUACCUCCUACAGACCGCCAGGCUAUGUUUGUUUGUGAUUUAUUUGAAUCAACUUUGCUGAUGAACUAAAAAAGAAAAAAAAACACCUGCUUUUCAGACUCAUGAUGAUUUUUGUGGCACAUUGUUGACAGUUCUGAGUUGGUUGCUUGUCUAAGAGGUUAAGACCAUGCUAGUAUUCCAUAUGAAAUGUACUGGAUGUUGAUUAUUUUUGAAUAAUGGUAUUAACAAGUCCCUUUUAUCAAAUCACUAUUAUUUGCAAUAAAAGUCUUCAUGUUCAAUAUAAAAACCCACAUCUGAGUUAAUGGGCACUCGAAGGGGUUGUCAGCAGCAACGGGACAGUUUGAGCGCCGUCGUGACAACGUCCAGCUCAAAGCGUAAAAAUGUCCCGGCGCUACAUUCUGCAGUGUCAGUUCUGCAAGCAAACCUCUCAUUUUUGAAUUCCACAAGCUGUGAUAACAUUUAUUUUGUCGUCUUGUUGACUAAACUACAAAAUAGGUAACUUAAGCAUGCCUGUCUGCUCAGCCGAAGAUGGUACGUUAGUGAGACAGCGGUCACAUCACACAUUUAUAUUUUAAUUUAAAUCGGGAUCGCUGAUAAUUAGUGAAAAGAGUCGAGUUAAUGUGGCUAAAACUCACGGUUCAGUCGUUAACGUCAGCUAGUUCUGGACUGGAUCAGUUUAGAUGACAUCUGGUAUCUUCAGCUUUUAAUACAUGAUUUACCAGAUCUCUGUCAUUGUUAUCAGAAGUAAACAACUGGAUGGCAGUCACCAGUAAACACACACCGACUUCUAUGUUGUGAUAAGCACCAUGAAAAGGGAUCUGAGGUGGCCAAAAAACAAGAGAGAAGAGAGGUUCGACCAGAAAGUACCGAGAAUUCAAAGGGUGUUUUCAUUUUUUUUGCACAGCAGUAUGCCUCGGUAUUCGCUGGUUAUGACUCAGUGAUCACAAAUUCCAAGUACAGGUCUAACCUCUCUCUUCUCUUUUUUGUUCUCAUGACAUGUCCUUGGAUCCAAAGAGGGCCUGUUUUUUUUGUUUUUUUUUUUGGUACCUGCAGUCGUGAAGUAGCUCUCCUCAGCCAAUCUGCUGACAUUUGCUCUCUCUCUCUGUAGAAGUGAUAACAAAGGGAACUAAAGGGGUGAACCCGAUCACCCUGUUUUGUUCGGAGACGGCGAAAAGGAAACAAAGCUAUACGUCUAAAAUAAUGUCUAACAUCAGUUCUCACGUCGUGUUAACGCGAUGCUUGAGCACUUCUGCGGUGUAAGGCCUCCACAGUUUUCUUUUGAACCCUGUUCUCUGCAACCCCUGGCUCAGAUUCAAAUUCGGGGGAAUAUUCUCUUUUUGUUCAGUGUGGCUUGAUUCAUUGAGUCGUCUUAAUUUUGCUGUAUCAUGCAUAUUUGAUCCCCUCCCCUCUGCCCUCCAACUCAGUAUAAAUCCUCCUGAGCCCAGAUGGCCAGAUGCCACAGUACAUAGGAUUGCCCACAGUUUGCACUGCAUCAUCAUCAUUGACUGGAGCGUGUCGCUCAGUGUAUACGAUCCGGAGAUAUUUACACGCAUUAAUCACUCACACACGCUCAGCCUGUCCCAUAAUGCAUCUGGGGUCUAUCAAUAUUACUUCUUUCUUUCUUUUUUUUUUGUUCCCCCGACAGCAUGAGGCUUUCGAGUACACUAUGACCUGAAUUUACACGCUCGGCUCAAACAUCCACAGUGGUUGUGUGACCUACCUCUUAAAAGUUCAGUUGAAAAAGCCGUGUUGAUGCGCGGGCUGAAAAGAGGCCACGCCACCCACCUGCAGAGAUCACUGCCUAACCUCGCGCUCCCGGCUGACAGCGGAGAGGGGGAAAAAAAAUCCCUCCACUUUUAAAUUUAAGAUAAGAGGAUUUUAAAUAUUCAUGCCAGCACGUAUUAUUACGGCCCCACAAUCCCCACCCGGAAUUUUUAAGUUCCCACUUCCAAUGCAUCCUCCUCCUCCUCCUCCUCUUCUCACUCCUGCAUGUAUCAGAAUCAUACUGUCCUGUUUGAAGACGUUUAUUACACAGAUCGGAUUUGUUGCAUCGUGAAACAGCGACUGUUUAAACUCUCAGAGGGGGACAGAUAUUUGACUACAUGUGCCUUUUAAAAAGUAUUUUAUCAAUCAUAACCCCUCAUUCAGAGCAUUACUGCCACAACACGCUGAGGUAAUCUAGCUGUAAAAAACAUGGAUGAAAUUAUCGCUCGCUCUGUAAUAUUCUCUCCGUUGGCUAUUUAUAGCGUCACCCGAACAAUCGAUGUCUUGACACAGGAAACCGAAGCGCUCCACAUAGGUUGCAGAUAUCGUAUAAAUAUCUGACUGAAGACAAGUGGUGUCGUCAAAAAUCACUGUGUUAUUCUGACAGUAUAACCCCCAAGUAGAACGGCAGAUAAUGAAAUGUCAUCUUUAUUGUAACAACAAUGAUUAACGCGCAGCGAGAGUUCAGUGUAAUAGUGUGUAUUUAUCAUCUAAGGGAACGGAAACAGGGUUCAGACUGGACAGACGAAUACUCCCAACCUAACCGCCGAGAUAAAUGUUCGUAAUGUACGUCUCUGCAAAACUCUGGAUAUGUUGAAACUUGAACCUAUUCAGAAAAUUGUCCUGAUGUCUCGUUAAACACGUCUGGCACAAAUUUUCUAGUUUGCGCUUGGUGUUGAAGCGGCACCUCAAACAACGUGUUCUUGCCGCAUCUCACCGAGCAGCCGUGUCGCCAUCUCAGCUCCUGCGCAGCUAAUACGGACGUGACGUUGUAAGAAAAAAUGCUGAUACGACAAAUGUGAAACGCAAAAAUUCGAAGGUGUCCGGCGUUUGCAGAGACGCACGUGUGCCAGCAUUUAAAUUCUGGCUGAAUGACUCGCCUGUUUGUUUUCACUUCUUCGGUGUUGACAGGGACGUGUUUGACGGGCCUGCUCAUUAAUCUUGUCUGUGAUUGACAGGCUAUACCUGACUCACGUCUAAAAAUGUCCCUGCUGCAGAUAAAAACAAAAAAACAAACAAACAGCAAGAAAUAUUUAGCCAAAUUAUUUUUUUUGGGGGGGGGUGGACGUCACUGAGGGAAACAUCCUGAUAAUGUGUUGCCAACAGAAGCUGAUGUUGGGAGGCGAGGCAGCAUGUUGUAGUGGCAUAGAAGCACAUAAUUCUUUACAGAUUAUUGUGAUUUGUCCGCCCAGUACCGUAAAAAAAUUAAGGCAGAACACACCUUAGGUUAUGGAUUUCACGCUGUGUUACGUUGUUUAUUUGGCUCUUCACGAAAGGCGUCUGUGGCCGUUGUGAGCAGGAGAGAGGAGAGUGGAGCAGCUGUGAGACAGGACUUCCUGCUGACCCUGCGGUUAAUGAAACUCUUCCUGUGCCUUUGUCAGUUUUAACCGGGAGAUUGUGUCAUGCUGCACGCUGGCGCCGCUGCCCACUUUCCCUGAGCAGCAUACUGAGUCUUCAGUAUCAACCCUCUGUUUUCUCUGAGUGCUAGCAUUCAGCAUGGUGGAAAUGUUUGGUGCACAGCGGGAACAAAAAAAAAAAA